AUGGACUCGAUAGCCUUUGAGGAUGUGGCUGUGAACUUCACUCCGGAGGAGUGGGCUUUAUUGGAUUCUUCACAGAAGAAACUCUACAGAGAUGUGAUGUGGGAAACCUUCAGGAACCUGGUCUCCAUAGGAAAGAAAUGGAAAGACCAUGGCAUUGAAGAUCUGUACAGAAACCAGAGGAUAAAACAAAGAAGUCCUGUGGUAGAGAGAAUCUAUGAUGAGAAAGCGGGUCAGCAGUCUAAAGACAGCUUCAUCUCUAUUCCAGAUCUCAAUCUGAAUGAGAAAUCUCUUGGAGUGAAACCAUGUAAAUACAGUGUGUGUGGGAAAGCCUUCCUAGAACUUUCGUCUCACAAUGGGAACGUCAGAUGUCUCACUGAAAACAAGCCACAUCACUGUCAGGAAUAUGGAGAGAAGCCAUAUAAAGGUUAUCUCCAGUGUGUUAAAAAACAUGAAAGGAAUCAUAAUGGAGAGGAACCUUAUGAAUAUAAUAUAUGUGCUGAAGCCUUCAGUCCCAGCCAUGUUCAAGUAGAUGAAAAAACUCAUACUGGGGAAAAACUUUUUAAAUAUAAGGAAGGUGGGAUAGCAUUUAGUGAUCUCUCAAUCCUUCCAGCACACGUGACCACUCACACUGGAGGUGAACUUUAUAAAUGUAAGAAAAAUAAGAAAGCAUCCAUUUCUCCCAGUUUAUACCAAAGGCCUGGAAGGAGUCAGACUGGAGAGAAACCCUAUGAAUGUAAACAAUGUGGUAAAGCCUACAGACAUCGCACUUCCUUCGAAACACACGAAAGAAGUCACUCUGGAGAGAAACCCUAUGAAUGUAAAACGUGCAGGAAAGCAUUCACUUGUCUCAGUUACCUUCGAAAACACAGAAAGAGGCACACAGGAGAGAAACCCUAUGAAUGUAAGCAAUGUGGCAUAGCCUUCAAAUAUUACAGUUCCUUUCAGUCUCACAAGACGAGUCACACAGGAGAGAAACGCUACAUAUGUAUGGGAUGUGGUAAAGCUUACAGUGGUCCCACUGCCUUAAAAACACACCAAAGAAUUCACACAGAAGAGAAACCCUAUAUAUGUAAGGACUGCGGAUCAGCCUUUAGACAUUCCAGUUCUUUACAAGUACAUGGAAGGUCUCACACUGGAGAGAAGCCCUAUGAAUGUAAAACAUGUGGAAAAGAGUUUCGUUGUCUUAAUAAUCUUCGAACACAUAAAAGAGUUCACACGGGAGAGAAACCCUAUGAAUGUAAGCAAUGUGGUAAAUGUUACAGCGAUUACACUUCCUUCAAAACACACGAAAGAAGUCACACGGGAGAAAAGCCCUACGAGUGUACAAUAUGUAGGAAAGCAUUCGGCAGUCCCAAUUAUCUUAGAAAACAUAGAAAGAGAUCACACCGAAGAGAAACCUUAG
Pipistrellus nathusii (Nathusius's pipistrelle) is the source of this 1402-nucleotide messenger RNA. NCBI's taxonomy places the organism in Eukaryota, Metazoa, Chordata, Mammalia, Chiroptera, Vespertilionidae. The record is from the annotation of a GenBank genome assembly.